Molecule: messenger RNA, 736 nt
Organism: Amoebophrya sp. A25
Lineage: Eukaryota; Dinophyceae; Syndiniales; Amoebophryaceae
Source: the annotation of a GenBank genome assembly
CACGAGCCAAGUUGUCAGUUUUUUUGAGAUGACGCCACCAGCACAAGGAGCACCGGCACCGACCGGACCGCAAGACUCUGAAAAGCUCCGAUGGUUCGAAUGGAACAAGGACGGCAGCCAAGAAGAUCCCACUGCCUGGACACUCAGAGCAGAAGAAGUCACCAGAGCAGAAAAGGUAAACCACAUUAAUAAGUAGGUGGUAAACUACAUCAAUAUAUAAAUUUAGAUUGCUUAUCUACUAUUGUAUACCUAAUAUGAGAGCCACCAACUUUUGUUGAGCUCAUCCUGAAUUGGACGAUAUCGACUGCAACCGGCCCAUUUUUUUCAGGUGAACCGGCACAAGGCAUUGGCGGUCGCGAAGUCGUACUUCGAGGCGGUUAAGGCAAGAGACGCUGCUCAGACGGAAGUGAACGCCCCCGGGACCGACGCAGCUGCGAAAGCCAAGGCAGAGAAAAAGCUCGUAGCCGCUAAAAUGACGGUGGAGCGCUCCUUAGCCAAGGCUAAGCAAGCGGUGUCUGUUGCGGAGCGGAUCUAUAAGCAGGACAUCAAGGAACUCGAGGACAAAGCGCGCACAGCUGGGGCCCAAGGAUUGAGCCAGGAGCAAACCGCACGUCUCGCCCAAAUGAAAGCAUUUCGCACCAAUUUCUGGGACCGGGAGACAAACAGCGAACUUCACAGUCUGAAGACCCAGGUAGAAGCUGCAGCACGAGCAACGCCUCAGCAGCCGCAACUCUGA